CAAAUGGAAUUGGACGACAGACGAUGGAAAAUUUCCACGGAACGAACCUGGGUAAGUCACAGCCCUAUUAAAGAGCGCUCCCGGCCAACCGGUUCAUCAGUUUCAAAGUUGACUUUGGACAGACAGGUUUACUAUUCGAUCGCUUGACACAGUGCAAAUUUCUAUUUUACGUUCGCCGUUAUUCAUUUCGAUUCACUCAAAUCAAUUCAUCAUGAAAUACCAAAAUGGACAAAUCCGCCACAUCUUGGACCUGUCCAAGGACGAGAAGCGCGAGUUCGCCCAAUCGUUCGACACCAUCAUGUCAGACUGCGACGGAGUAGUUUGGCACUUCACCGGACCGAUUCCCGAUGUGGACAAGGCAUUGCAACUGCUCAAGCAGAAAGGCAAAAAGCUGGCGUUCAUCUCCAACAACGGCAUGCGCACCAUGGAAGAGUAUAAGCAGAAAUUUCUCAAGCUUGGGAUACCUUCCCACGAGCUGGAAAUUGUGCAUCCGGCGUUGACAACGGUUCGGUACCUGAAGGCCAUCAACAUGCAAGAUGCGGUCUACUGUAUUGCAACCGAGGUGUUCAAGGAUUAUUUGCGCAACGAAGGAUAUGUGGUUUUGGAUGGGCCUAAGGAGCAGUUCUCGGACGACAGAGCGGCCGAUUCCGUUCGUGUGUUCACGGAGUACUUUGAAGAAACUGAAAGUCCUAAGGUAGGCGCCAUCGUGAUGGAUUUGGAUUGCAACGUUUCGUUGGCUCACCUAAUGCGCGCCAAAUGCUAUCUUCAACGAAAUCCCAACUGUUUGCUGCUUGCCGGUGCUACCGACUAUAUCGUACCUCUGGGAGGUGAUGGUCGCGAUGUGAUUGGACCCGGAUACUUUUUGGAAAUGUUGGAACGUGCAACCAGUCGUGAGGCUUUGGUUCUGGGAAAGCCUGGACAAGCCUUAUCGCAGUUCAUUUUGGAACAGUUCAAUGUAACACAACCGGAGAGAACGCUGUUCAUCGGAGACAUGUAAGUAGUAACAUGCAACGCGAUUAACGAUCGAUCACUAAUAAAUGACUUUGUUUUAUACAGGUUGAUGCAGGAUAUGGGAUUCGGAUCACGGUGUGGAUUCCAGAAACUACUGCUGUUGAGUGGUGGAACCUCGUUGGAGAUGUUGAUGGCUCACAACAAACCGGAAGAGUUACCUGAUUUCUACGCAGACAGCUUUGCUGAUUUCAUUCAGCUUUACAAGGAUAUUUCGGAAUAAGAAUGAGACCCGUAAACUACAGACUGUA
Messenger RNA from Aedes albopictus (Asian tiger mosquito), 1259 nucleotides. RefSeq lists its product as uncharacterized. Gene Ontology annotation, molecular function: phosphatase activity. The record is from RefSeq and is a predicted model, not a curated record. Bases 212 to 997 code for a protein of 261 amino acids. Lineage: Eukaryota; Metazoa; Arthropoda; Insecta; Diptera; Culicidae. The transcript has 2 exons.